Messenger RNA from Brassica napus (rape), 909 nucleotides. RefSeq names its product glutathione S-transferase T3-like. The record is from RefSeq and is a predicted model, not a curated record. The transcript has a single exon. Lineage: Eukaryota; Viridiplantae; Streptophyta; Magnoliopsida; Brassicales; Brassicaceae. Bases 1 to 909 code for a protein of 302 amino acids.
AUGGAUUCUCAUCCAUACAGCAAAAGCGCAAACUUUGUUGAACUGUUAAACAGUCAACAAGAAAAUGUGUUUGCUUUUUCACAAGAUAGUGUUGACCUUUCUGCAUCACAACUCCCCGGGUUUUGCUUUAAAGCGACUGAAGCUUCAAACUUAGUUCAAGAGACGGCUGCUCAGCGUAAAGAAAGGAGGAAGUGGACGCCGGUUGAUGAUGUUGUGUUGAUAAGCGCAUGGUUAAACACAAGCAAGGACCCUGUCAUAGGGAAUGAGCAAAGGUGUGGUACCUUCUGGAAAAGGAUUGCAACCUACUUUGCUGCAAGUCCUAAGGUUGCUGGCACUGAACAAGGAGAGUGGAGCCACUGUAAGCAACGCCGGCAGAAGAUAAACUACCUUGUCAACAAGUUCUGUGGGGCGUUUGAGGCUGCAAGCAGAGAGAAGAGUUUCAGUCAGAAUGAGAAUGAUGUCCUAAAAUUAGCUCACGAGAUCUUCUACAACAACCACAAGAAAAAAAUCAACUUGGAACAUGCUUGGAUAGAGCUAUACAAUGAUCAGAAGUGGUGUGAGCUUUCAUCUUCUAAAACUCAAGGAAGCGCUAAGAGGAGGAAGUGUGAUGACGGUGCCCAAUCAUCAAGCUCUCACAUGAAUGAAACCACCACUGCUGAAGAUGAUCAAGAAAGAAAUCGACCACCGGGUGUUAAAGCAGCGAAGGGCCACGAUAAGAAGAAGAUGGCAGAGAGGAAGGCAUUGUCUGAGUUUCAGGAUAUGUGGAGCAUAAAAAAGGAGGAUAUGGCUAUGAAAGAAAGACUGUCCAAGAUGAAGCCGCUGGACAGUUUACUUGCAAAACAGGUUCCACUAGCUGAGUAUGAAGAGGCUCUGAAGAAGAAGCUCAUAAAUGAGUUGUUGCUUAAUUAG